AAAAGAGUAGACAUGUGAUGGCAGUGACCGCAGACCCCACCCAAUCCACUCCUGAUCUCUUCCCCACCCCUGGAUGGAUUCCAGGUCCCCCACACUAUGCUCAACCCCCAGUUUACCCACAGGGUCCACCACAAUGGCAGCAAAACAACGGGGGGGGUUAUGGGAGAGGGAGAGGCGGCGGGAGACCAGGGAGGGGGCGGGGAGGCCCGCCCCGAGGGGGAGCUCAGGGAGCCUGUUUUGUCUGUGGUCAGAUGGGACACUGGUCUAGGGAGUGCCCGCAGAAGGGGGGUCAGCCACAAGGGGGAAGGGGAUAUACAUGGACAAUACAUACUUUCCCCCACCUUUGACACCCCCUAUGCUGACAUUUACUGGGCUAUGUUGUCUCCUGAAGGCCCGGACUCUGGAGGUAUCCUUCAGCAGUUCUUCCUAUGGAAGCCCUGGAUCUCUCAGGUUGCUCCUUUCGUCCCUCCCCCAGACCCACCGCAUGUUACCCUAAAGUAUGAUAUCCACUCUGAUCUCUGUUAUCAAGACGCCUUUGACGCCAUAGCAGACACCAGAUGGGAAAUUCACACCCAAAAUAUUUUUGUGGGGCCUGAGGGCGUAGCCGCCCCGGUCCAACUAACCCCUGAACAGUUGCCAUGGUUUGUCAUGACUGAGGAAUCUGCCCCACAUGUCUCACUCGCCCUACACCCAGGUUACGAUACCAAAUCACUAGGCCCUAUGGUAAAAACAGCCUUAGCGGCCACAGAUUGGACGAUUACACCACUUCCCCAGGUCCAUCUCUCUCCCCAGACUAAAACUUACUGCAUUUCCUGUGAGGGCCAUGACACUGCGUUCCUUCAACAUGACCUUAUCACUAGACACCAUGGUAGGGAGAGAACUGAUCACCAGGAUGCUAAGCCAAUGUUGGACAGCCUUCCAACCACACUUUGGUCACAAACCCCAACUGAUGUAGGUCUGGUACAGUGUGCUCCCCUCACAUUUGAGCUAAAACCCUCGGCACCGGUAUGGAUACCUCAGUACGCAUGCUCUAGGGAAAAACAGUUAGGUAUUGCAGAUACAGUGCGUGGUUUGAUUGAUGCAGGGGUGUUAGAGCCCUCUCGUUCCCAGUGGAACACACCCAUUCUCCCAGUCUUGAAAGCAGAAACAGGAAAAUAUAGAAUGGUUCAUGAUCUGCGCGCCAUCAAUGGGCUCAUCGUAGACAUCACACUCACAGUACCCAACCCACAUGUUGCUCUCGCGGACAUAGGGCCACAACACCACUGGUACACAGUCUUAGAUCUCUCCAAUGCUUUUUUCUACCUCCCAUUGGCAGAGCACCUGCGUGACAUCUUCUCAUUUACAUACAUGGGUCGUUCCAUGCGUUACACACGUCUACCUCAAGGGUUCAAGCUCUCACCAGGCCUGUUUAACAAGGUUCUUAAAGCCUCACUGGCAGACUGCACUCUGCCACCUGAUACUGUGUUGGUUCAAUAUGUAGAUGAUCUCCUCAUAGCUGCUCCAACUGCCGUUGCCUGCCUACAAGCCACCAAAGAUGUUUUAACUACCCUGGCUAGGGAAGGUUACAAAGUAAGCAGGAAGAAAAUACAGGUCUGUAGAAGGGAAGUCACCUUUCUAGGAAGAAUUCUCUCAGCUAGUGGUGUAGGUGUCUCCCCAGCACACAGAUCAGCCAUUUUGUCUCACCCUACACCGUACACUGUAAAAGACAUGCUGUCCUUCUUAGGGUUAACAGGAUACAGUAAAUCCUACGUGCCAGGAUAUGUUGACCUAACAGAUCCCCUUCGUGCUAUGGUUCGCCAACAGGGUAUGCGCAAUCUGUCCUCAGCACUAGUCUGGACACAAGAAGGCACAGAAGCAUUCGUUAGACUAAAACAGUCCCUCGCCGCAGCUGCAAAUUUGGCCUGCCCAGACUAUGCUCUCCCAUUCCAUUUGGAUGUUUCUGAAACAAAACAUGCAACAAACGGGGUUUUGUUUCAGAAAAAAGGGGGUAUCAGAGUAGUGUUGUCAUACAUGAGUAUUCCAUUUGAGCAAAUCGAAAAACGCCAACCAGCAUGCACACAGCACGCGGCAGGGGUAGCAAAAUGCAUCCAAAAAUCAUCACACAUUGUCAUGGGACAUCCACUGAUAAUACUGACCUCUCACAGCAUAGUGUCCUUCGUCAACUCAGCCAUGUUCUCGCUCACCCCAACCAGACAAAGAAGAAUCAGCAAAGUCUUACAGGCCCCGAACUUAACUUUUACACAUGAAGGCAUCAAUAUGGCAGAUCAAAUGGGGGAAGGGGAACCACAUGAGUGUGAGGACAAAACCAGGAAAGUGGAAAAAGUCAGGCCUGACCUAGCUGCACAACCAUUAGAGGAAGGAAGAGUGCUAUUCACAGAUGGGUGCUGCUUCAGACAUGAGACAGAGGGACUGAAAGCAGCAUACGCAGUAGUAGAGGACACAGGAGAGGAAGUGAAAACGCUAGAGGCAGAAAGGAUGCAGGGCGCACAAUCAGCACAAAGAGCAGAGGUAAAAGCCCUCAUUAGAGGUUUGGAGAUAGGGGAAGGACAACUAGUGACCAUCUACUCUGAUUCAGCUUAUGCAAUAGGGGCAGCUCACCUUGAACUACCACAAUGGCAGAGGGCUGGGUUUUUAACAGCGGGAGGAAAACCUAUCAAACAUGAGGAGGAAAUGAGAAGGCUAGCAAAAGCAAUCCUCCUACCAGCCAAGGUAGCAAUAGUCAAGUGCAAAGGUCAUAGCAACACCCAAGACGGCGUGAGCAAAGGAAAUGAAGCAGCCGACUGUGCUGCAAAAACCGCAGCAGGAUAUCAUGCACAUCAACUGGUGGUAACCACAGACCUAGAGAAAAGAGCUGAGCUUAACAGAGAAACAAUCAUUGAAUUACAAGCACUAGCAUCCCCUCAAGAAAAAACAGUGUGGAAAAGCCGGGGAGCCACACAAAAUGAAGGACUGUGGCGAGGCCCAGAUGGCAGACCCAUUCUGCCCCCAGGGGCGAGGGAAACAGCCUUGGAAGAGGCUCAUGGGGUAGGACAUGUAGGGGUUAGCCAGAUGCUAAGAAAUCUACAACACUGGUGGCAUCCAUUUAUGAAACCCAUGGUUGAACAGGUCACCAAGACCUGCCCAGAAUGCCAAGCAUUUAACCCCAGGUCAGCAGUAAAACCAGAAGGGGGACACUAUCCCCUAGAAACCAUGGCGGGAAAAGAAAUUGUGAUUGAUUAUACUGACAUGAUUGACAAAGUACAGGGCUGCAGGUAUAUGUUAGUAUGUGUGGACACGUACACAGGAUGGCCAGAAGCUGUCCCAGCAAAACACGAAGAUGCCCAAACAGUAAUAAAGUUCCUGAUCAAUCAGUACAUUCCCCAACAUGGCUUCCCUGAACGAGUGAAAUCAGACAAUGGCUCACAUUUCAGGAACAAGGACCUGCAAAAAGUGGAAGACAUGCUGGGACUAAAACACAAGUUUGGCUCAGUGUAUCAUCCACAGUCUCAGGGUAAGGUGGAAAGAAUGAAUUUGACCCUAAAAAACAAAAUUGCCAAAAUCUGCAGCAAAACAGGAAUGAAAUGGGUGCAAGCCCUGCCUCUAGCUCUCAUGUCAGUUAGAAUGUCUGUUAACAGCAGGACAGGGUUCUCUCCAUAUGAACUACAAACAGGGAGGUGUUUUCCAGGACCAUGGUCACAACUUCCACUCACUGACUCUCCCUCCACUACCAUCUCUCAUAAAGUUUUUUUUCGCCAGCUACAAGGCACAGUCUCUCUGUUUUCUAGACAGGUAGCUGCGGUAAACCAGGACGCAGAACCAAAACCAGCGCCUGACGCCGAGUGGGUGUUGUUGAAAGUAAUCAAAAGGAAGUGGUCUGCACCUCGGUGGUUGGGGCCAUUUAGAGUGACUGCACGAACCUCCCACGCAGUGCAACUCGGAGGGAAAGGUAAACAGUGGUACCACUGGAGCCAGUGUGCUGCCACACAGGAGCCAGGGCGCUCCACCAAAGAAGUAGCCAGGGAUCUGGCUGCCAGUGCGGAGGGCUCUCCGCCAGACACUAGGGAAAAAGAGGCAGAAUAAUCCUCUCCAGUGUCCAACAAGGUCCAGGGUAGUCUACCCCUGUGACCUGAAGAAGAGAAUCACCUGAGAGAAAGGUGAAAUAAGCGCUUUCUCUCCUACAUGUAGCGUGCCAAGCUACCACCGAGCGCCAAUAAUACCUUCUUAUCGCAUCAUCGUGUGUUAUUCAUGUUUUACAUUGUAUACUACUCUAUCUAGCUGAAAAUUGCAUGAGUUUUCUGAACGGGGUCCAAGCAUAGAGGGUUGUAACCUUACUUAUAAAGCGGUGCUGUUAUAAGGAACUUGAGACUAGAAGACCGUUCGGAGAAAAGUUAAGCUUGCAUUCCUAUAGCAUUGAAAGGACUAAUGUGCCUUAAGGUACUAGUAACCGUUAUCUGUAUCCUUAUUGUUAAUGGAGUUACGAUGCAGAUAAGGUGAAUGUUGUUGACUCACUUAGGUGAGUCAAAAAGGGGGUGUUUGAACUUUUUCUUUUCAGGUUGUUUUUCGCUUUGUUGACAUGCUUUAUUGAAACAAAUGUUUGAUAUGUUGACCUUAUUCUCAUUAGAAGUGAUGUGUGAAACCUUAUUGAAUCAGGAUGGGCAGAUGAACUAUAAUCAACUCUUAACUAGCUUAUCAUCAAAGAAUGAUUUUACAAAAUAUUAUGAAAUGUUUAUUACCUAGAUGUGGAUUCUCUAUUUUCUAUCUUGUUUCCUUGAUCUCUUUCCUCUGAGUUGGUUGAACUCUAGUAGAGUUCAAAAGGGGGAAUUGUGGAAUAUAAUACAUCAAAUAUUCUUAUAUACUUCAGUUUUAUUAUAUAUACUUCAGUUCCUAUAUGUUGCUCCCACUUAAUUGCAUGCACACAUAUCUCUUCUCUUCAUCUAUUACAGGAUGUAACAACAGGAUGUAGCAACAGGGGGUCCGAGCAGGGAAGUAUCAUAAAACUGGUUUGAAGUAGGUUAAAGAACAUGUCGUGCCCUUUUGACCCGAGCCUCAACAUAUGGGUGUAGCCUAUAAUGUAUGUGUGUGUGUUUGAACCCCAAUAAAAAGGGCGGUAAGAGGAAGAGAGAUCAGAACUCACUUGGAUAGGGCAGGCUGCGGAGCCUGUAAGAAGAAGUGUUGUUCUCCUUCAGCUGAAGCCUAUUGUGUGUUUAACUUACUGUGUCUGUGAAGUUAUUACUAUCUAUUACAGUGAAGAAGUCCUCACCUGGGAGUGCACCUUAGAAGC
Molecule: messenger RNA, 5260 nt
Organism: Sander lucioperca (pikeperch)
Lineage: Eukaryota; Metazoa; Chordata; Actinopteri; Perciformes; Percidae
Exons: 1
Coding region: 97-4059 (1320 amino acids)
Biological process (GO): DNA integration
Molecular function (GO): nucleic acid binding; RNA-DNA hybrid ribonuclease activity
Source: RefSeq, a predicted model, not a curated record